AAUUACUUUAGCAGGACAGGAUGUUCGUCCAAUAGAAAGCCACGCUUUCGUUUUCCAACGGUCACUCGCUCGCUGCGUUUGGAAUUUGAAUUUGCGGCGGUCAGCCAUCACCAGUCGGCUCGGGAGUUCAACGAAGUUGGGCGUGUGCAAAAGAGAGAAAGAACAGACAAGAUGGCUACUAAUUUCUCUACUCGGUACAAAAAGGAUCUGAGUACCGAGACGCUCAAGACAAAACUUGUCCACCGGAAAUCUCUUCAUCAGAAGGAGAGCAGGUACAAGGAGUUUAAUAGGGGCCGGCAGUUUGGACCGAUAGAUGUGAAUACACAGGUAUCAAGGGAGGAGAACCUUUCUCGACUGGAGGAGACAAAGGAAGAUCACUCUCCCAAGGGAAAGGCUAAGCCGAAUCAGACUUCAAAAGCGACAGCUAAGAUACAGCAACGUAUUCAAUUACUCCAACGUUACAAAGCUGAAAAAGAACUAAGGAAAUUAAAGGAGCAACGAGAGAAACCUGUGUUUAAAUGUGGCCGGUUCAAGCCAGAAGCCCCGGGCUUUCUUACAAAAGCAUCACAGAUCCCAGUCCUGAGCAAGCCGAAAGAGACGGUGGUGAAAACAGCAACUGUGGAGGCACCUCCCGUGCGGGUAACAAGAUCAAAGACGAAGAACCAGGCGCAAGAUCCAAUUAGACCACAGCUUUCUUUGAAGGCCCCCAGUAAGAGUGGCAUUCCUCAGAUAUCUCAGCAGAAGCUGAUCUAUGUAGACAAACUUCCCAGAAGGGAAAAAAAAGAAGUUCCAGCAGUGAUCUCCACAGUUUCAAAUGGAAGAAUUACAAGAGCAGCAGCUGCAGCUGCUGUUGCAAAGACCAAAAUACCGCAGGUCAAACGGCCUACUGCAACUACAGGCAAUUCGGCACAGAAAAAAGAAACAAAUAAAGGAAAGCAGCAAAGAGGGGUCAAAAAGGAAGAGGCAGUAGUGUUGCACAAGAUGGAAGAGAUUGCUGUUAUGGACCCUGUGAAAAAAGAGGAAUCACCUCUGCUUGUUGAAGAAACUAUGCAGGAUGAGGCUUUCCUUGAGAACGAAAGCUUUCCAGCCUCUCACAUCCCAGCUUCAGUGCCACCAAAGAGAACACGUUCCUUUGCUCCUCAGAACUUCGUCUUCAAGCCUCUGGAAGGCCUGACCACCUACAAGGUGAAGCCCAUGUCCCCCUCCAAGGCAGACGGGUUUCUGUCGCCCAAUCUCUCCUGGAGUCCCAUGAAGAAUAUUAGCGAAGUCCCUAAAGAAGAUGCAAAAGAAUUAGGGUCCAAUGUCUGUGGUCUGAAUCAGAAGUUCUUUGCAACCCCUGAAAUGACUGAGAACAUCACCGGGGAACAUCAGCUGAUGCUGGAAUUGCCUGCAGUUGAAACAGAAUCUGUUCCUGAGGAGUUGAUGGAAAUUGCUCCCAGUCUGCAGCUGACAGACCUGUUUGUAAGUCCAGUAGCAGAGCCAGCAAAGGAGGCACAGCAUGAUGUGCCCUAUUUCAGAAACAUCCUUCAGUCGGAAACUGAGAGGCUAUCGGCGCAGUGCCUUGAAUGGGACGGAACAGCUGAAACAGACAUCCCUGAGGACGCAAAGGAUCUCAUUCGCACAACUAUUGGACAAACCAGACUGCUCAUUGCAGAAAGAUUCAAGCAGUUUGAAGGGCUGGUGGAUAAUUGUGAGUUCCAGCGCGGUGAAAAGGAGACAACCUGUACAGAUCUGGAUGGAUUUUGGGAUAUGGUGAACUUCCAGGUAAAAGAUGUAAAUAAAAAAUUUGAGAACCUGAGGAAGCUUCAGGGGAAUGGAUGGCAAAUGGCGGCCGAUGUCCAAGCCAAGAAGCCAUGCAAGAAGAAGGCUGCUCCUCAGAGGGCAACCAAAGCAGGCGAUGGGGCCGCGGAAAAGGCAGCAGCCCAGAAACGCCUGGCUGCCAUCAAGGCUAUGAUGAAGAGCAAGAUGAAGCAGGUGGAAGCAUCUGUGAGCCAAGAGGCACCUGUAGAAGGAGAGAAAGUGGUCUUCGAUGGAGGGUUUUUCCAAGUCGAAUCUCCUGCCAAAGUGCUCUCAGGUUGGACUCCCAAAUCUGCUGGCCGGACUCCUCGACCAACGAAGCGAAUGACUCCAAGGUCCGCCAUGAAGGACCUUCUCCAGAGUUGUGCAGAAACCUGUGUUCUCACGCAUGGCACUCCGGCAACAACCAAAGCCAUUACCCCCCUGCCAGAUUUGGAUGCAUGCACGGAGCCUUGUGGAGCCAGCCUCCUUGGGUCCAUUUCUGAACAAAGCGACGCUCAAGCUACAGAGGAGCCACGCGUUACAACAGAAAACAUGCCAGAAGAAGAAGCUAUUGACACACAGUUAGCCAUAUGUGAUAAGGAAUCCUCAAGAGAUCAGAAUGAUGUCUUGGUUUCAGUAAACUUAGACGAAACCGUGGAAUAUCCCAAUGUUCAAAAGGAAGUUUCAGAAGCUGCAGAAGAGAUGGAACAAAGCAAUGAAUCUGUGAAUGAACAAGACAUUUUCUGCAGUCCCAAGAGAGAUUCCCAGUCUGAAAACCAACUCCUUCAGGAGGAAACACAGCAGGAUUCAGAUUCCCUCCUUCUUGGUGAUUUAUCCUGCGAAAUACCCUGUGGCAAUGGAACAUCUGAUCAGCAGCCAGAAUUGGAGGACAGCCUUUUUUUCACUCCGCUCAGGAACAAAACAGAACAAUUAAUAGGAGCCUCUGCGUGCAAUGACCUUAUGUCAUUCUCUCCCUUAGCAGUCCCAGAAAAGGGAAAAUGAGUUUACUAGAGAUGGAAUACAAAUCGAGAGCAACUGCACCUGGACACUGACUUCAUAUUGUGUGUUUGUCUCUGUUUUUAUUAUGACUUUUACUCAUAUGGUUUGGAUAUUAAAGUAAUUGUUUCAUAGAGGUCUAGGACCAACAGCAUGUGAUUAAGAGUAUGGAUGUGAGCAUCUUUUUUUUAUCUGUUUUAAUUUUUAAAAAACCAAAAUCUGCAAAUAAAAGGACUUGACUUGUCUUUGUUAAGGUUGAAAGAGAAAAAUCUUAAUUGUCUGGCAGAAAUUUUCUUGGAGGUUUUUAAGAUACCAUUCAUGUUAUUAGAUAAUUUGUUGUUAUACUUGAAUAUUCAGUGGAAAUAAAAAUGUAUUUAACAAAAA
Anolis carolinensis (green anole) is the source of this 3159-nucleotide messenger RNA. RefSeq names its product DLG associated protein 5 (gene dlgap5). The transcript is spliced from 19 exons. The coding region runs from base 172 to 2781 and encodes 869 amino acids. The record is from RefSeq and is a predicted model, not a curated record. NCBI's taxonomy places the organism in Eukaryota, Metazoa, Chordata, Lepidosauria, Squamata, Anolidae. Gene Ontology annotation, biological process: chromosome segregation; signaling; regulation of mitotic cell cycle. Gene Ontology annotation, cellular component: spindle pole centrosome; cytoplasm; nucleus. Gene Ontology annotation, molecular function: microtubule binding.